Molecule: messenger RNA, 3608 nt
Organism: Cuscuta epithymum
Lineage: Eukaryota; Viridiplantae; Streptophyta; Magnoliopsida; Solanales; Convolvulaceae
Source: the annotation of a GenBank genome assembly
GACAUGCUGAGGGCUUGUGCAUUGGAGUUCCAGGGGAGUUGGGACAACCACUUAGCACUUGUGGAGUUUGCCUAUAACAACAGUUAUCAGGCAAGCAUCGGCAUGCCUCCAUACGAGGCAUUGUAUGGGAGGAGGUGCCGUACACCGUUAUGCUGGGACGAGGUUGGCAUGGCCAAACUCGAGGGUACUGAGUUGGUGGAGGUCACCAAAUCAAAGGUGAAGUUGAUUCGAGAGAGACUCAAGGCGGCUCAGGAUAGACAAAAGAGUUAUGCAGAUAAGCGUCGAAGAACCUUAGAGUUUAAGGUUGAUGACGAGGUAUUCUUGAAAGUUUCUCCUUGGAAAGGGAUCAUUCGGUUCCAAACCCGAGGAAAACUUAACCCACGAUAUAUAGGUCCAUUCAGAAUUAUAGAGAGGAUUGGGGCCGUUGCAUAUCGUCUACAAUUGACUCCUGAGUUAGAGAAGAUACAUAAUGUGUUUCAUGUAUCCAUGCUUAAGAAGUAUGUGCAUGAUCCCUCUCACGUAUUGGAGAAGCCACCUGUAGAGGUACGUGAGGAUUUGAACUACUCUGUUCAACCUAUCAAGGUCACCGAUAGAAAGGUGAAGAAACUGAGGAGCAAGGAAGUCCCAAUGGUUAAAGUCUUGUGGAAGAGCGAUCGGGUCGAAGAAGAGACAUGGGAAACAGAGGCUUUGAUGAGGAAGCAGUAUGCUUUCCUAUUCGAGUAGAGCUGUGAAUUUCGGGGACGAAAUUCCUGUUAAGGGGGGGUGAACUUGUGACACCGCACCCGAAUGUCCUUGGAAAUUUGAUUUGAAUAUUCAUAGCUUAUGUAUUGGAUUUCCGAUUCCCAAACAUUUCGUAAAACGAUCAAUGUUCUACGUAGUGCAUGGUUGAAUAUCGUACUGUUCAAACUCGUACAUUAGUGUCGGGUUUCGCAAAUACUUACUCGGGACUUAUUAAUAAAUAAAAAAGCCCAACAUUACCAAAAUAGUGAAAGAAUGAUUAAAGGAGAAUACAAAUGUCUAUAACCCCAUCUUUGGCAUUAUUGAGCUAAAUAAUGGGAGUAGGAUUUUCCUUCUAAAAUAUCCAUCAAGUAAAUUAUUGGGAUGAACCUACACAUAUUGGAGAUCAAUAAUGUGAUUUAGGAAGUUGACUUGUUCUAAAUAAAUUAGGAUGAGUACAAGAAGACAUCUUUGACAAAGAUAAAACAAUAGGACCCAUCUUCCCAUUUUUGGAAGUAUUGGUAGAUAUUUUGGACCCCAAAUUUAAUGGGAUCAAUUGGGAACCACUCCACAUGAUAUUAGUACCUGCAAAACAAAUAAAAAUGGGUUAUAAGACCUACCUUGGCCGUCCAUAAUGGAGGGGAGCUGCACAUGACUUGAUAGGAAUCAAAACUUGGGCCACCAUCCUUAUUUUUCGCACAAAUUGGUGUGCUGUUUGUCUCCUCUCAUUAUAGAAGCUAUACUCGACCAAACAACGUGAAUAAUAUGUCCUUGGAUAGCCUUUGAAGUCUAUUAUCUCAAUUGAGUGGUCUUUGUUCGAGGAGAGAAGGCUUAUCUUACAAAAAUCGAGCUGGAACGAGCAGAGGUCUGUGAACUCGAGCUGUGAGAGUGCUGAGACUGUUUGGUCGAUAUCUCGAGUUUUACAAAUCCAAUUAAGGCGUGUGAGAUACCCACAGAAAGCUCUCAAGACGAGGAAUCCGUGAAGGUCUGGUUUGCAGGAAUCGGAGUUGUGGAAGGCUUCCAAAUCGUCCGAGAAAAACGCAACCUCGCAGGAGAGGAUUUAAUCCUCUAAAGAAUCGAGUUAGCCGGAAAACACCCGUUCUAGGGGCUGUUUUCGUAUCAACGAUUAAGGGUUGAACUAGCACUUUGAGGAGGCUGUUUAACACUCAUAUUUGAGCAAGGAAUCAGUUCCAAAUCCACCUUGACCAAAGCUUUGACCAUUGGACCAAGAAGGGAAAGUUUAAAGCUCAAUUGAGGUGAGGAUGGACAUCUAAUUGCUUACAACUUGUAGGUUAAGCAUGAGAUUACCUAAAUGCUUAAAUCAUGAUUUUUCAUGGAUUAUGAUGAUUAUAUAUUGACGAAAUAUUGAUAUAGUUGCCAAGGAAUGAAAUUUGAAAUGAUUUGAGAAGGUAUGAAUAAUAUGAGAUUAAAUGAGUAUAAAUGAACUAUUUUGUGAAAAUGGGCAUUUUGCUCAUGUAUGAAUUAUGUGGAUACAUAAAUGAAUAUUUGUGUAUUGAGAUUGAAUACUUAAGUUGCUGCUACAUAAUUAUAAAUAUGUAGAGAAUUACAAAUAAUGAGGAUAAUGGUAUGAUAACAAUAAUCUUAAUAGUAUUGAAAUACUAGUUAGUGAUUAUUGGAACUUGUUGAUUAAAUUGAUCCUAGGGAUUGGAUUGUAUGAAAGGUACUUGAAUAUAGUUCAAGUGUAUAUAAUAACUUAGUUUGGAACUAAGGUUAAGUUAUGGGAAGUCUUUAAGGAUGACCCAGGGUAGUUUAAUGAUAUGUCAAUUCUAGGCAUAGGGUUGCUUGAGAAUUGGACCUUAAUGCAUGGUGAUGUAAUAGAGCCGAGCUCUAGAAUGCAUGUAAGGUGUAGACUUGGAGUCUAUGUAUUGUACAGCUAGAGCCGAGCUCUAGGACUUGCGUGGUGAUGUAAUAGAGCCGAGCUCUAGAACGCAAGGUAAGGAAAUUGACCCAAGGUAUAUGAAUUGUAUGGUGAUGUAGUAGAGCCGAGCUCUAGAAUACAAUGUCAUGUACUAGGGUUGGACUCUAGGAGUUGUCGUGGCUUAUAGCCACGGGGUUGGGAAUGGUGAUUUCCAAAUGAAAACGGGCCCACGGGCCGACUACUUGACUUUUAUAUAAAGUAAGUAUAUUUUUAAACGGGGUAACUUAGGGUUACAAUCAUAAUGUACUAUCACCCUACUUGAGGGUCCUGUGUUUGAAAUACUUGUUGUAUAUCUAUUAGAUGCCUGCCACACCAGUACUUUAUAGCCGUAUAGAGUACUGACCCCCUUCGGGGGCGUCCCACCACCAUUUCAGGUUGAGGCUAGAGCUUGCUUCCUGUGCUCGUUGCCCGAGUGAUUUCCCCGGAGAGAAGACUUGGUUCGUGCUUCCUCCAUUCUGUUUUAGAACAUUAACAAACAUGCUCAUGGAUAUUUUACUUUAGAGCCUGCGUGCUCGUGUUUGCCCUGUGUGGCCCUUUUGUUUUAAACAAUGUUUUCCGCUGCGUAUUGAAUUGUUUAUUAUGUAUGUUUAUGGAUGACUUAUGUGUGAAUGAUAUUCAUGACGCCUUGUAUAAUAUGAAUGUGUUGGACUGCGGUUGACUAUUCGUAUUGUACGGCGGGUUGUUGACGUGUCCGGGGAGGUCCGGGGCGUGACAAUUACCUUUUCCACGCCUCUUGCCCUCAGCUCUCAUGUGGCACCUGGCCCGGUCUGGCAUCGUCGAUUGGGGCAUUGUGGAAGUCGUGUGUUAGAUAGGCUCAAGAAAAAUGGUUCUAUUUUAAGCACAUCUAGUUUUUCUCAUGACUGUAUUUCAUGUCGCUUAGGCAAAUCCCAACGAUUACCUUUUCAGGAAGUUUUUCAUAAAUCUACAGUACCUUUAUAUUUAAUUCACUCAG